Molecule: messenger RNA, 4668 nt
Organism: Besnoitia besnoiti
Lineage: Eukaryota; Apicomplexa; Conoidasida; Eucoccidiorida; Sarcocystidae
Exons: 4
Coding region: 1-4668 (1555 amino acids)
Source: RefSeq, a predicted model, not a curated record
AUGUCAGAACGAGAGACACGGCCCUUUGUUUCGCGACGUCGGGCAUUUGUGCCGCGCCUAGACCUCAGCCGAGUCACUUCACAAACACGCGCGUUACUGGCGGCCGAGGACGCAGUGAACCUCGGAGGUGCCGGCAGCGUGGCGGGUCUCAACUCGUCGACAGGGACGUCGUCCGCAUAUGCUGACGAGGGCGAAAGUGAGCAAAUGUCCGCGUGCACUGGGCGGAGCGAGCGCGAGACUCCGGGCGACGGCGAGGAAAUCGACAGCGCCGAGCAAGUCUGUCAGCGGCUGGUGGAGGGUGACGACUGCGGCCGCAGGGCGGUACAGGUGCUGCAGCAGUGUGAACGGCUUCAGGCUGCGGCUGGAGUCGCCACCCCGGACGCAGCGCGCUCGCAGUCGAUUUCCACGUGUGUCGACAGUCCUGCGCUGCAGCUGCCCCAGCCCUAUCUGCAGUUGCCCGUGGAGUCGGUGGCGGCGGCUUCGACGCAGGGAGCUGAGAACGGUCUACACCCUGCCCCGCGACUGCGACGCUGUGCAGGCGAGCGCAUUCAAUUUCAUCCGGGCCUCGGUGUAACACACGGUGUAACUCACGGAGGAGCGCCGCCCUGCAACUCAACAACUGUGUUCGUACCAGAAACAGAGCAGGGCGUGUCAGAGAGAGACAAGCGCCCCCGGGUCUGGAGCCGUCCGGCAUUUGUGCCGCGCCUAGACCUCAGCCGAGUCACUUCACAAACACGCGCGUUACUGGCGGCCGAGGACGCAAUGAACCUCGGAGGUGCCGGCAGCGUGGCGGGUCUCAACUCGUCGACAGGGACGUCGUCCGCAUAUGCUGACGAGGGCGAAAGUGAGCAAAUGUCCGCGUGCACUGGGCGGAGCGAGCGCGAGACUCCGGGCGACGGCGAGGAAAUCGACAGCGCCGAGCAAGUCUGUCAGCGGCUGGUGGAGGGUGACGACUGCGGCCGCAGGGCGGUACAGGUGCUGCAGCAGUGUGAACGGCUUCAGGCUGCGGCUGGAGUCGCCACCCCGGACGCAGCGCGCUCGCAGUCGAUUUCCACGUGUGUCGACAGUCCUGCGCUGCAGCUGCCCCAGCCCUAUCUGCAGUUGCCCGUGGAGUCGGUGGCGGCGGCUUCGACGCAGGGAGCUGAGAACGGUCUACACCCUGCCCCGCGACUGCGACGCUGUGCAGGCGAGCGCAUUCAAUUUCAUCCGGGCCUCGGUGUAACACACGGUGUAACUCACGGAGGAGCGCCGCCCUGCAACUCAACAACUGUGUUCGUACCAGAAACAGAGCAGGGCGUGUCAGAGAGAGACAAGCGCCCCCGGGUCUGGAGCCGUCCGGCAUUUGUGCCGCGCCUAGACCUCAGCCGAGUCACUUCACAAACACGCGCGUUACUGGCGGCCGAGGACGCAGUGAACCUCGGAGGUGCCGGCAGCGUGGCGGGUCUCAACUCGUCGACAGGGACGUCGUCCGCAUAUGCUGACGAGGGCGAAAGUGAGCAAAUGUCCGCGUGCACUGGGCGGAGCGAGCGCGAGACUCCGGGCGACGGCGAGGAAAUCGACAGCGCCGAGCAAGUCUGUCAGCGGCUGGUGGAGGGUGACGACUGCGGCCGCAGGGCGGUACAGGUGCUGCAGCAGUGUGAACGGCUUCAGGCUGCGGCUGGAGUCGCCACCCCGGACGCAGCACGCUCGCAGUCGAUUUCCACGUGUGUCGACAGUCCUGCGCUGCAGCUGCCCCAGCCCUAUCUGCAGUUGCCCGUGGAGUCGGUGGCGGCGGCUUCGACGCAGGGAGCUGAGAACGGUCUACACCCUGCCCCGCGACUGCGACGCUGUGCAGGCGAGCGCAUUCAAUUUCAUCCGGGCCUCGGUGUAACACACGGUGUAACUCACGGAGGAGCGCCGCCCUGCAACUCAACAACUGUGUUCGUACCAGAAACAGAGCAGGGCGUGUCAGAGAGAGACAAGCGCCCCCGGGUCUGGAGCCGUCCGGCAUUUGUGCCGCGCCUAGACCUCAGCCGAGUCACUUCACAAACACGCGCGUUACUGGCGGCCGAGGACGCAGUGAACCUCGGAGGUGCCGGCAGCGUGGCGGGUCUCAACUCGUCGACAGGGACGUCGUCCGCAUAUGCUGACGAGGGCGAAAGUGAGCAAAUGUCCGCGUGCACUGGGCGGAGCGAGCGCGAGACUCCGGGCGACGGCGAGGAAAUCGACAGCGCCGAGCAAGUCUGUCAGCGGCUGGUGGAGGGUGACGACUGCGGCCGCAGGGCGGUACAGGUGCUGCAGCAGUGUGAACGGCUUCAGGCUGCGGCUGGAGUCGCCACCCCGGACGCAGCGCGCUCGCAGUCGAUUUCCACGUGUGUCGACAGUCCUGCGCUGCAGCUGCCCCAGCCCUAUCUGCAGUUGCCCGUGGAGUCGGUGGCGGCGGCUUCGACGCAGGGAGCUGAGAACGGUCUACACCCUGUCCCGCGACUGCGACGCUGUGCAGGCGAGCGCAUUCAAUUUCAUCCGGGCCUCGGUGUAACACACGGUGUAACUCACGGAGGAGCGCCGCCCUGCAACUCAACAACUGUGUUCGUACCAGAAACAGAGCAGGGCGUGUCAGAGAGAGACAAGCGCCCCCGGGUCUGGAGCCGUCCGGCAUUUGUGCCGCGCCUAGACCUCAGCCGAGUCACUUCACAAACACGCGCGUUACUGGCGGCCGAGGACGCAGUGAACCUCGGAGGUGCCGGCAGCGUGUCGGGGCUCAACUCGUCGAACGGGGCGGCCUUACAUUAUGACGAGGAGGCGGGGCGGGAGUGCGUGUGUGAGAUAGAACUUAUGACGAAGUCAGUGUUUUCAACCGUUAACGCUUUUGCAGCACAUCAGUCGAGGAUGGUGGUUAGCGGCGACGCCGCUGUUGCACAUCUCCAGGGAACGCAGCAGAAUUCAGGAGUGUCUUGGCAAGCGCAUACGGGUAGUCACGGUUUCAACGGGGGCGAGAAACCAAAUUGCGUAGCGAGGGGAAGCAUCAAUUCCGCACUUCCAUCGAGCACCGGACUGGCACGAGAGGUCAUGGCCAACUCUCAAGGCCCUGUAAGAUAUGGAGAGGCUCUCGGCAAUGUUCUGCAACAACGCAGCUCGCGGCUUGGAGCUGGGCCCGAGGAUACUAGGGCACGCCCUUUUGACGGGGCGCACUCGCAACUGGUUUUGCCCGCGGAGUCACCUGGCGUCCCCUUCGGCCUGAACAGGCCUAGCGCGGUCAGGUCUACCGCGGAAGAGAUGGGCGCCGGCGCAGGAUGCGACGAAAACCUUGACAGCAGUGAUCAGGGGGCGCGAAUAGUGGCGCGAGCCGAAAAAAUGGGCAUAUCAAAGGUGGUGUCGCCUCGACUAAAGGUGGCACGACCGGAAGCAGAAAAUGCAAACUGCGAAGAGAGCAAACGUCCGGCAAAUGCGCAAGGUGACAGAAUCCUGACGACGCAGCCGCCUAGCAGCGUGGAGGCCGCAGAACAGAUUGACGGCCUUGCGGAUGGCGUUAGCAACACACAGCCCGUGUUUCAGGCUCUCAGCAAGCCGCUAGGGGGAGCAGCGGGAGGGGCCGCAGGUAUCGGGAGCCCCGGUGUCAGAGACCCGGAGGCAUCGCGGAGAUUCCCGGAUUCUGUUGACGAGGCUAGUCUCGACGGCGCCAGCCCUAGGAAGCACGAAGGUCCUGACUGUGGAGUGGGUGUGAGCGAGCCCACGCAAGGUCUGUUGAAACGGUCAAAUCAGACGUUGGCGCAAGAACUGGGGCCGUUGAACAGCCGCCCCGGCACGUCUGUAUUGGACAGCCCGGAAAUGCAGGCGACACUGCCCGAGGCUCAUAUACAGCUGGAAAAACCGUCUGGACCAAUUUCACACGGUGUCCAUGGACAGAUACAAGUAUGCGAGGCUUUACGCCAGCAGCCGGAGCCAUCGGACGACCGGCCCAGUCUGCGCCAAGGCGCGUGGGGGAGGAGAGGCACCGGAGACGGACCGGCUAGUGUGUUGGGAUUGCAGGAACGCGCCGUGAACGGAGGCGUGGAACAUGCGGCACGGGCCCUGUUUUGUUCGGGCUUCGGGUCACGGCAAAACGGCACGCGGACGUCAGGGAUGUGCACACGGAGGAAAUAUGUGGAUCUGUCGCCGUCCGUAAAGAUGCCUAAUGCAUCUGGCGAGUACGGACACCAGUGGGACAAGAGCGUCUAUCUCUGCUGUCCGCAAGUCGCUGCACAGCCGCCCCUUGUACCGGCACUAUUCCGCACAUCCGAUACCACGAGAGCAGAAUGCGCUACCGGCUUACAUGAGACAGAAGGCGGGCAUCGUGACGCCAUCUCCUCGCCGUUUGUUGUCGGUCAUGCGACGACAGCGUGCAGGCUCGGGGCCACACUCGUGCUCCCGACAGUGGUCGCUCACACAAUCACCACCACACAUCCGCACUCUAGCGCGCCCACCCACGAAAGUGGUGCCGACCUGUCCGCUUCCCCCCCAAAGACGUCUUCCUAUAUCGCAAUGCCCUGUGGCGACCACGUCCGCAUCAGCCACAACACCGACAAAAAUCCCGCCGAUGUCUGCCCAGCUUGCGUCGAGGUGGCGCCCCCAAGUCCUCAAGCGCGAGAGCGAGCAACCUGGCCUCAGCUCCCCUGCUGGUGUGGCGGUACGCUUCCUGCAGAAGCGUAG